Sclerotinia sclerotiorum 1980 UF-70 is the source of this 1503-nucleotide messenger RNA. RefSeq lists its product as hypothetical. The record is from RefSeq and is a predicted model, not a curated record. The transcript has 3 exons. Lineage: Eukaryota; Fungi; Ascomycota; Leotiomycetes; Helotiales; Sclerotiniaceae. The coding region runs from base 1 to 1503 and encodes 500 amino acids.
AUGGUUUAUCUAGCACCACCUACAAACAAGGGGCCUUUGCCUCCCCUCACAAGGCCACGAUCCUCUAGCAAUUCAUCUACAUCAUCAUCAUCCUCCUCACUAAAAGUCCCUCGAACACCACGAUUUGCCGAAGCUACUACUGUAUAUUCUCCUGUAGAUGAUAAGAGAUCACCAUUUGCAGAUCCUCCAAAAACAGCAGAUUCAUACGCUUCAAAAACACAAGCAUACAUGGCACAAUCACAACCUUCUGAUAUUGGCUUCGGCUACAUAUCAGAAAAUAGACAAUCCCAAGGAGUUCCGAUCGAGAUGCCACUUACUCCAUCAUCACCAUUAAAGAGUGCGUUAAAAGUUCCUGGUACACCAGGGAGGAUGAUGAAUCCAUUGAGUCCGACGUUCCGGGAAGAGCAAAUUUUGGAAAAGCAUGAAGAAAUGACCGAAAUUGAACAAGCCAAAGAUUUAAAAAUCAAAACUAGAGUCAGGGUAGCCAAGUUACUAUUACGAUUUGUAAACUUUAGCUGCAGUUUAAUCGUCCUCUCCAUGGUUGCUACCACUUUUAGCAUCUUCGAAGCAACAAAAUCAUUACCAGCUCGAAAUAAUCUUCCUCCAUGGGCAGAUGGUACCAAAACUUGGCCUCAAAAAGUCGUUCUUGCUAUCUCAUCUGUAUCACUCGCACUUUGUGUACUCAUUCUCUACAAUUAUUGGAAAGGAGGACAUAAACGUGCGGAGAAGGUUGCAGUUUAUUAUACUCUCUUUGCAGUCGCAUACUUUAUCUUCAGUACGAUUAUGUGGGGUAUAGCAGCUGGCAUUUUACAAGGUGUAAGAACUACUGGGAAUAAUAAGGAUAUUUGGGGUUGGUCAUGUGUCGAUAAUAAGAGACGACAAUUAUUUCAGGAAAAGAUUGAUUAUGCUUUGGUUUGUCGAAUUCAAUCUUGGUCCCUCGUAUGCUGUAUAAUAGAAAUCGUCCUCGAAUCCCUCACAAUCGCCAUCUACAGCGUCGUCUUCUACCGAUACUACUCCAAACAACGACUUCGCAAAUCCAUGGCCAUUCGCGACCGUGCACGUUCGGAUCUCUACCUUGCCCAACUCCGCAGUCAAUCCGCACCCAACACUCCCGGUUUCGGUCCUCUCAGUCCCUCUUACUCCCAAUAUGCCAAAUCUCCCCGAUUCCCUCCAAGCGUAUAUCAAAGUUCCCCAGAUCUCGAAGAAGGAAAUGGAAUUGGAACGAGAUUCGUAGAGGCAAAACCCGGAAUGAAUACUGCUAAACCAUUCACCUUACAAGCUCCUCCUAUUAGAGUACAAAAUGCAACACCGAAACUUAACCAAGGGGGUUUCGAACCCCAGACUCAGACUCCUUCUCCUUCUCCCCCACCCCCGCCUCCUCAACAAUAUCAACAGCAGAGAGUGGUUGAACAUGUACAGGCGGCACCAGGUGAACAAACUUAUGCCAGUGUACCUAUUCCCGGUGCAUACGCAAAUCCACUUUCGAAUCAGGGGGUACAAUAA